GACUGCACAUAAUAUCCUUUCCAAAACUGUGACGUCAUCAGCCGACAAGUGUAUUCGAGCUCCACACCUGCACGGUUACAAAAGUAACUCCAAUACCGUGUGAGAACGGAGUUAUCGCGAUAUUUUACAUUAACCAGCGACGUAAACCUGUGUGCUUUCGGGGUUUUUUGCAUAGUCAGGCUUGUGUGUCAGGCUCGAAAACAGCUGGACAAAUGAAAGCAACAUGUCAAAAAGAAGCUCCUUUUUUACCUCUUCUGUUUCUCCGUCAAUUAAUCCUGUUCCAAGUGACGGGCAGUUUGUGAAGCUGUUUUCCGCUGCUUUCUACGCAGUCAGCUCUUUUCUUAUAGUGGUGGUCAACAAGACGGUUUUAACAACCUAUAGAUUUCCCUCGUACGCAUUCCUUGGAAUUGGACAGAUGGCUUGCACAAUUAUCAUUCUUUAUUUAGCCAAAAUGUGCAAAGCUGUAUCUUUUCAGGAUUUUGACAAGAGCUUGCACAGAAAGAUUUUUCCCUUGCCAUUACUCUAUGUCGGCAAUCACAUAACGGGUCUCGGAAGCACAAAGAAAUUAAGCUUACCCAUGUUUACUGUGCUCCGAAAAUUCACUAUUCUACUGACAAUGAUUAUGGAAGCAAAAAUAUUGAGAAAAUCCAUUUCACCUCAGAUGGCAUGCAGUGUGGUGGCCAUUGUGUUUGGCGCACUGAUUGCUGCAAGUUCUGACCUGGCCUUUGAAGCAGAGGGAUAUGCUUUCGUUCUGCUUAAUGAUGUCUUCACAGCUGCUAAUGGCGUGUACACAAAACAGAAAGUAGGAAUAGAGGGCCUGGGCAAGUAUGGAGUUUUGUUCUACAAUGCAUUUAUCAUCAUAAUUCCCACUAUUUUAGCAAGUGCCUACACUGGAGAUUUAGGGAAGGCCAUUGCCUUUAAAGGAUGGGUAUCUCUAGGGUUCAUUUUUUAUUUUGUUUUGUCUUGUGUUAUGGGAUUUAUUUUGAUGUACUCCAUUGUUCUAUGCAGUCAUCACAACAGUGCCUUAACCACUACAGUUAUUGGUGCCAUUAAGAAUGUUGCCGUAGCUUACAUUGGUAUGUUCGUUGGAGGAGACUAUGCAUUUUCCUGGCCAAACUUUGUGGGGCUGAACAUAUGUAUAUCUGGUGGCCUGGUCUACUCAUACCUGACAUUUCAUAGCACCAGCACCUCCUCACCUCACACAGCAAAUCAAGAGGAAGAGGAACUUAAACAUGUCGCUGAGGAGCCCAGUAAUGUCUCUGAGAAAAGACCAUUCUAAUUUGCAGUCUGUUUUUUAUACAUGUAUUUUACUAAAGCUGCAAUAAAUGACUGUUAGAUUAUGUCAUUUUUAAAUAACAAAAUAUUUUGACCUUUAACUUUGUACAACAUUGUAUUUGAAACUGUGACUAUGCGGUUAUGUUACAUGUCAUCUUUGUCUGGUUUGUCUGUAGUACUGUUGCAGUUCUCUAUCCACUUUUGGCCAAAUUUUCUCCAUAGUAUGAGCUAUGUAUUGCACGUGUCUGAAAUUCACUGUUGAAGACUUUUAAAACAUGUUCAGUCCUAUAUAGCAAUGUAAUUUAAUUUUAAAUAACAUAAGACCCUUAAUUUCCAGGACCCAUCACUUUAGGCUUGAAGUUCUCAGUAUGAGACAAAGAAUAUAAAAAGCCUGAAUUUAGCAGCUAGCCAGUAAACACUACAAAGUUCUGUAUGAAUGUCACAUCAUGUAGACACCUCUUGCACAAUAUAAACAACUCAAACAAGUGGUAGUGCUAGAAAAUCAUUUAGAAAGAAUUUAGAAUCUUUGUGAGGUGCAUUUUGUGUAUUUAUGAACAAAUUUGUAGUGGCACUUGCACACAGAUGUUUGUGUGCAGAAGCAGUGUCAUAUCUAAUCUGGUUCAAUAAACU
Molecule: messenger RNA, 1905 nt
Organism: Hemibagrus wyckioides
Lineage: Eukaryota; Metazoa; Chordata; Actinopteri; Siluriformes; Bagridae
Gene: slc35d2
Product: solute carrier family 35 member D2
Exons: 12
Coding region: 224-1279 (351 amino acids)
Cellular component (GO): Golgi apparatus
Molecular function (GO): antiporter activity; GDP-fucose transmembrane transporter activity
Source: RefSeq, a predicted model, not a curated record